Molecule: messenger RNA, 1827 nt
Organism: Daktulosphaira vitifoliae (grape phylloxera)
Lineage: Eukaryota; Metazoa; Arthropoda; Insecta; Hemiptera; Phylloxeridae
Exons: 3
Coding region: 1-1827 (608 amino acids)
Molecular function (GO): nucleic acid binding
Source: RefSeq, a predicted model, not a curated record
AUGUCUCACCAGCUCGAUAAUUGUAAGCGCGUUAAAACGGUUCUUCCAAAUCCCCCAAAAAAUAUCCUCAAAUUUCAAAAUUAUCAAAACCAAUUUCCUGUUGAAUUUGUUAUAUACGCAGAUUUCGAAUCAAUAUUAACACCUAUAGCUACAUGCAAUCCAAAUCCUGCAGAAUCUUUUUCAAAUAAAAUCAAUAUUCACGAACCUCAUAGUUUUUCAUAUUUCAUUAAAUGUUCAUACGAUGAAAAUUUGGAUUGCAUGGAGUUAUACCGUGGAGAAAAUUGUGCUAAGGUGUUUAUCGAUAGACUUAGAAACGAUAUAAACCGUAUAAGUGACAUUUAUUCGAAUCCCUGNAGUGACAUUUACUCGAAUCCUUUGCCUAUGUUACCAUUAUCUUUAAAAGAACAACAUGAUCAUUACAUAACAACUGAGUGUCACAUUUGUAACGGUGAAUUACGGCAUCAUGAAAAGGUUUUCGAUCAUUGUCACUUAACGGGGAGAUAUCGUGGCGCAGCGCAUAGAGAUUGUAACCUAAAAUGUUCGGUUCCCUCAUUUGUCCCCGUAAUUAUACAUAAUAUGCAGAACUAUGACUCGCAUUUUAUUAUAUCGAAUCUAGGUUUUGGCGAUAGCGACGAGGGGAUUGAAGUUUUGGCUAAAACAAAUGAAAAAUAUAUGUCAAUUAAAAAAGUAAUAAAAACAUCUAACAAUAAGCGACUGACAUUGAAAUUUAUAGAUUCGUUAAACUUUUUACCAUCUUCUCUUGAAAAAUUAGCUGAAACUAAAUCCCCCGAUCAAUUUAACAUAACUAGGAGAAUGCAUACGAAUGAUGAUGAAUUCAAGUUAUUGUGUCGUAAAGGUGUAUUCCCUUACGAGUAUGUGACUGAUAUGAAUGUUCUGAACGAAUGCAUGCUCCCCUCAAAAUCUUCGUUUCGUAGUAUUUUAAAUAUGUGUGAUAUAUCAGACAAGGAUUAUGCCCAUGCAAAAAAAGUUUGGGAAAAAUUUAAUUGUUCAACAUUGGGAGAUUAUUCAGAUUUAUAUUUAAAAACUGAUGUGUUUCUUUUGGCUGAUAUAUUUGAAAAUUUUAGAAAAAUGUGUUUAGUUAAUUAUGGGCUUGAUCCUUGUUAUUAUAUCACUACUCCGGGGUUGAGCUUUGAUGCUAUGAAACGAAUUACCGGGGUAAAAUUAGAACUGAUGACGGACAUCGAGAUGAUUAGUUUUAUUAAUAAUGGGAUUCGUGGUGGAGUAUCACAAUGCAUAUCACAUUAUAGUGAAGCUAAUAAUAAAUAUUGCGAUGAUUACGAUUCGUCGAAACCGUCAAAAUAUUUAUUAUAUCUCGAUGCCAACAAUCUGUAUGGAGCUGCGCUAAAACAACACCUUCCACUUGGAAAUUUUAAAUGGUUACAACAAUCAGAAAUCGAUGAAUUAGAUGUAAUAAAAAUAAAAGAUGAUAGUGAUUGGGGGAUUAUAUUAAAAGUCGAUUUAGAGUAUGGUGAGCAUUUACAUGAACUCCAUUCUGACUUACCAUUAUGUCCUGAAAAUAUACAACCACCAAAUUCAAAAUUUAAAAAAUUAAUUCCAAAUUUAAAUGAUAAACAAAAUUAUGUUAUUCACUAUCGGACUUUAAAACAGGCCAUUAGCUUGGGUUUGAAGGUAAAAAAGAUAAAUAAANUACUAAAAUUCGAACAAUCGGCUUGGAUGAAGGCGUAUAUAGAUUUGAAUACGAGAAAACGUAUGGAGUCCAAGUCGGCUUUCGAAAUUGAAUUUUUUAAACUUAUGAUCAACAGUAUAUACGGUAAAUUCCUGGAAACNCAACAGUAUAUACGGUAA